AUUGGCCGAGGGCGAAGUCAGGUGAAGGAGCUCGCCUUCCGGGUUUGUAGCCAGGCUGGCAAGAAGUCAGAGGAGCGGCUUCGGGCGCAUCCCUACCUCGGAAGGGGAAGGCAUGAAGAGAGUCACCCUCUUCGUUAAUGGCAGCCCCAGGAAUGGGAAGGUUGUGGCUGUUUAUGGGACACUGUCUGACUUGCUCUCGGUAGCAAGUAGUAAGCUUGGAAUCAAAGCAACCUACGUCUACAACGGAAGAGGUGGCCUUAUUGAUGACAUUGCUCUGAUCAGGGAUGAUGAUGUCCUUUUUGUAUGUGAAGGGGAACCAUUUAUUGAUCCCCAGGCUGACAUAAACCUUCCAGAUCCAUUGUCAGGAUCUCAUUCAGACUGGAUCACGCUCAAUGUUGGAGGGCGGUACUUCACAACUACCCGGAGCACUUUAGUUAGCAAAGAACCUGAUAGCAUGUUGGCUCGUAUGUUUAAAGAUAAAGAUGCCUGGGGGAACAAGCGGGAUCACAGAGGAGCCUUCCUCAUUGACCGUAGUCCGGAGUAUUUUGAACCUAUUUUGAACUACUUGCGCCAUGGGCAACUCAUUGUGAAUGAUGGCAUCAAUUUGCUAGGAGUCCUCGAAGAAGCCAGGUUCUUUGGGGUUGACUCGUUAAUAGAGCAUCUUGAAGUCGCCAUUAAGAAUUCACAGCCUGCUGAAGAUCAUUCUCCAAUCUCCCGAAAGGAAUUUGUGAGGUUCUUGCUUGCAACCUCAACCAAAUCCGAGCUACGCUGUCAGGGCUUAAAUUUCAGCGGCGCAGAUCUCUCUCGUUUAGAUCUCCGGUACAUCAACUUCAAGAUGGCCAACUUGAGCCGAUGCAACUUAGCCCAUGCCAACUUGUGUUGUGCAAAUCUGGAAAGAGCAGAUCUUUCUGGAUCAGUUCUAGAUUGUGCCAACCUCCAGGGUGUGAAGAUGCUUUGUUCUAACGCAGAGGGCGCAUCACUGAAAGGGUGCAACUUUGAGGACCCCUCGGGCCUGAAAGCUAACCUGGAAGGUGCCAACUUGAAAGGCGUAGAUAUGGAAGGGAGCCAGAUGACCGGAAUCAACCUGAGAGUUGCAACUCUGAAGAAUGCGAAGUUAAAAAACUGUAACCUGAGAGGAGCAACGCUUGCGGGAACUGACUUGGAGAAUUGUGAUCUUUCGGGCUGUGAUCUACAAGAAGCCAACCUACGGGGAUCGAACGUGAAAGGGGCGAUAUUUGAAGAGAUGCUGACCCCGCUACACAUGUCUCAAAGCGUCAGAUAGGUGGUCCAGAAGAAGAUGACUUCACGCUGCAGGCCAUCCUCUCUCUUGACCAUAGGAGAGGCAGCCUUUUCCCAACUCGAGUUUCUCAGUG
Molecule: messenger RNA, 1373 nt
Organism: Pogona vitticeps (central bearded dragon)
Lineage: Eukaryota; Metazoa; Chordata; Lepidosauria; Squamata; Agamidae
Gene: KCTD9
Product: potassium channel tetramerization domain containing 9
Biological process (GO): intracellular signal transduction; protein homooligomerization
Molecular function (GO): protein binding
Source: RefSeq, a predicted model, not a curated record